Molecule: messenger RNA, 1725 nt
Organism: Penicillium cosmopolitanum
Lineage: Eukaryota; Fungi; Ascomycota; Eurotiomycetes; Eurotiales; Aspergillaceae
Exons: 5
Coding region: 1-1725 (574 amino acids)
Molecular function (GO): catalytic activity
Source: RefSeq, a predicted model, not a curated record
AUGGGGUCUACCUCUAAGUAUUCAGUUCCCUCAGAGGCGAGGCGGGUCUUUGAAAAUGGCAUCCUACGAAACCCUUUGAUGGACGCAUUGCCCAAGGAAUUAGAGUCUCUCAGUAGACAUGUGCGGUUUGAGGGCUCAUUUCGGCCAAUUAUUCCGAUCAAUUGGAGAUUCGCGGAGAGCAUAUCGGCGAUCAAGGCCUUUGAGGCCACAAUGCUAAAUUAUCUUCUGGGUCGGAAGUACAAAAUCGACCCUGUCGAGAUUGUCAUAAACACGAACCAUGCGAGUCUUUUUUUCAUGUCCCCCUUGAUCGCACGCUAUGUCAAAGAGGGCACCCCGGUUCCGUUAGAUCCAUUUUCAUCAGAAAUGCAAGAACUUUUCCCGAACCAAGACAAGCAUCGAUCUCACGCAAGUCUCCAUCGAAGCUUGGUAACCAAUAUUUAUCAGACAAAGGACGGUCGUUUCUAUCAUAUACAUGGCAAUAUGAAUCCCGAACCUGCCCUGGCAGCUUUGGGACUCUCUCUAGAGGGUGAAGAGAUUGACACUUAUGACUCGGUGGUCGAAAAGAUCCAAGAUAAGAUUCUUGAGUAUAAUGCAGAGGAUCUUGACGAACUCGUCAACGAAAAAGCCCGAACUUCAGGAACCAUAGCCUGGUCAUCUGAUGAGUACUUUGCAAGUGAACAUGGCAAAACUUCCGGCAAAGUUGGACUUUACGAGAUAAUUAAAGACCCAAGCUCGAACCAGCAGGCUUCUUGGUGGCCAGAAAACGCCUCUAAUCCUUCUUCACCAAAGCGACCGCUCGCCGGUCUGAAGGUAGUAGAUCUCACCCGAGUCAUCGCCGGCCCUACCAUCACAAGAAGUCUCGCUGAAAUGGGCGCAAGUGUCAUGCGCGUUGUAUCUCCGCAUGUGACUGACUUGUCUGCCCUUCACCAAGAUUUAAACUGGGGUAAGUGGAAUUCGUUCUUGCAUCUCAAGGACGAAGCAGACAGAGAAAGGCUACGUAAUCUAAUUCGCGAUGCUGACGUCGUGGUUGAUGGUUAUCGUCCUGGUGUCAUGGAGAGAUUGGGCUUCAGCCGUCAAGUUGUCUUUGAUUUGGUAAAGGAUCGUGCGCGUGGUAUAUUGCACGUCCGAGAGAACUGCUACGGUUGGUAUGGGCCAUGGACCCACCGCAGUGGCUGGCAGCAGAUCAGUGACGCUUGCUGUGGUGUUUCGAGAUCUUAUUCACAAGCAAUGGGCCAUGAUGAGGCUGUAACUCCUGUUUUCCCAAAUUCGGAUUAUUGUACCGGUUCCACAGGUUGCACGGCAAUUUUGGAGGCCCUUGUACGCCGUGCCGAAUAUGGAGGCUGCUAUGGCAUCGACGUCUCACUCAACUAUUAUUCCCAAUGGCUUGUUCGCUCCUGCGGAGCCUACGACAAUGAAACAUGGGAAGAAUUAUGGGCGAGACACGAGAAAUUAUCCUUCCGCCAUUACCAUGCAAUGCAGUACUCGAUUCCUGCCAUGAUAAAGAGUCUCUAUAAGCACGAUCAGGAAUCGCUUUUCAAUCCGGAAUUUUUCGAAACAAGAAAGUCGAAUGUUCUCAACGCUCAAUUCUACCUGGUUAAACCAAUUGCCCAAUUCCCUGGCAAGGAAGUGGAUUUGAGUUAUCAGAUUGGCACUCGUGGAAAUGGCAUAGAUUAUCCUGCGUGGCCAGAGGAUCUCACCGUUGAAACUGUCACUGGAACCCUUUGA